AUGGCCGCCGCACCGGUCUGCCAGAUUUUCUCAUUUCAGGACUGCAAAACUUCUCCCGAUCCCAUUUUCGAGCCUCCAACGGCAAAAUGGAGCUACACGCCGGUUCCGAUCGUGAUCGAUAACGGGUCCUUCCAGACCCGGGCCGACUGGGCGGUUAGUGACUCCCCACGACUGGUGUUUAGGUCUGUUGCCGCUCGCAGCAGAGGAGCCGCCCGCAGCGAGACUCAGAUCGGCAACGAUAUCGCGAACCUGGAGCCUCUGCGGUGGCUGCUGAAGAGUCAGUUCGAUCGCAAUGUGGUGGUCAACUUCGAGAUCCAAGAGCUGAUCUUCGACUACGUUUUUACCCACCUGGGCAUCAGCUCGGAGGGCAGCGUGGAUCAUCCCAUUGUGUUGACAGAAGCAACUUGCAACCCUCUCCACUGUCGUCAGAUGAUGUCAGAGCUGCUGUUCGAGUGCUACCAUGUCCCACACGUCUCCUACGGAGUGGACGCUUUAUACAGUUUCUACCACAACAAUGCUCUUCGAAACCUGCAGCCUCCACACACUGGCAUUGUUCUGUCCUCUGGAUAUAACUGUUCUCACAUCCUGCCAGUCAUAAACAGCAGGUUGGAUGCAGUAAACUGCAAGCGAGUGAACAUGGCAGGAGGUCAGGCAGCAGCUUACUUGCAGCGUCUACUGCAACUUAAAUACCCAGGUCACCUUGCGGCCAUCACGCUCAGUCGGAUGGAGGAACUUUUGCACGAGCACAGUUACACUGCAGUGGAUUAUCAUGAAGAGCUGGAAAAGUGGCGCAGCCCCGACUUUUACGAGCGUGAAGUUCACCGGAUGCAGCUUCCUUUCUCGGGAAAGGUUCCUGGUGGGUGUGUGAGCGUUGAGGAGAGACAAGAGAGGCGAGCGCAGCAGCUGCGACGACUACAGGAGAUCAACAGUCGCCGCAGGGAAGAGAAGCUGCAGCAGGACCAGGAGCGACUGGACAGAUUGUUGGCAGUGCAGGAACUGCUGGACAACGAUCUGCUGGACCAGUUUCACAAGAGCCUGGUGGAGCUCAACAUGGACUCGGCGGAGGAGCUUCAGUCGUACAUCAAUAAACUGCAGCUGGUGGUGGAUCAGGGGAGGCAGAAGCUGCUGCAUAGUGACGGAGCAGAGGGGAAAACAGAGGAGCUGGAGCAGCCGAUGGAUGAGGGAGAUGCGAGCGUGCUGAUGGAUCCCGACUUCCCCGAAGAGUCACUGCCAGAGAAACAUACAAAUGUAGAUCAGCCGGCCUUCAACAUGGCUGAGUACCACCAGCUGUUUGUGGGCACUGAGCGCCUUCGCUGUCCCGAGACCCUUUUCCAGCCCUCCCUGACUGGAGAGGAUCAGAUGGGACUGAUGGAAGCCCUUCAGUAUGUGCUAGCCAGGUACACUCCAGAGCAGCAGGAGGAGCUGGUGAACAAUGUGUUUCUAACAGGAGGGAACAUGAAAUAUCCUGGCAUGAAGGAGCGGGUGGAGCGAGAACUCCUGGCUAUGAGACCUUUCCAGUCCCAGUUCAAGGUGUGCGUUGCAUCUCGGCUGGACUUGGACGCCUGGUGUGGAGCGAGAGAGUGGGCCCGGGACCAUCCACCCGGAGCAGGGGACGCAGGCUGGAUCAGCCGUCAGGAAUAUGAAGAGAAGGGAGGCGAGUACCUGAGCGAGCACUGCGCCUCCAACAUUUUUGUUCCCUUGAAGAUUAACAAAACCCCUUCCACACGCCCUGCUGAGUCUUCUGUUACCAUGACGACGACAACAGGCGCCUCUUUAGCUUUGACUGAGUGCUCUGCUGCAGAUCCUGAGGACUCGUAAUGACAUUUCCAUCCAGUAGGUGGCAGUAUCAGAUAUGCUCAGCUCUGGUUUGACCCGUGCAUCUCACUUUCCAAUACAUCAAGUGUGAAGGUUCCAGGGUUGAUCCUCUGUGGCUGACCAUGGUGGCGAUGGCAGAAAUAAUGUCAAGACUCCGUAGAAGAUCACGCUUCACUCUGCUAAGCUCAUGAGGGAAACUUUUGUAAACGCAAUUGAGAUCAUAUUGUUCAUAUUGAAUAGUCAUCAAUAUUGAUUUCGCUGUUUUAAUAAAUA
Molecule: messenger RNA, 2088 nt
Organism: Synchiropus splendidus (mandarinfish)
Lineage: Eukaryota; Metazoa; Chordata; Actinopteri; Syngnathiformes; Callionymidae
Gene: actr5
Product: actin related protein 5
Exons: 9
Coding region: 1-1818 (605 amino acids)
Biological process (GO): regulation of DNA-templated transcription
Cellular component (GO): cytoplasm; Ino80 complex
Source: RefSeq, a predicted model, not a curated record